Messenger RNA from Solanum verrucosum, 1639 nucleotides. RefSeq names its product transcription factor bHLH144. NCBI's taxonomy places the organism in Eukaryota, Viridiplantae, Streptophyta, Magnoliopsida, Solanales, Solanaceae. Gene Ontology annotation, molecular function: protein dimerization activity. The transcript is spliced from 2 exons. Bases 523 to 1257 code for a protein of 244 amino acids. The record is from RefSeq and is a predicted model, not a curated record.
AUUGCAAGACCUCUUUUUUUUUUUUCAUAUUUCUUGAAACUAAAGUCCAUUUGGAGGUUGAGAAUGUACAUUGCGAUUACCUUGAAGAGAUACAGAGCAGUCAAAGAAGCUGGUGAGAUUAAAAUGCAUGUGGGGAGUGUUGCUUAUUACCAAUUGAUGCUAGUUUGUCAGGCUGAGUACUUCCGUCAGUUGCUUAAACCUGUAACGUAGUCUGCUAAAGUGAAAGCUUUGGGGAGGUUGGGAUUGCUUGCUUCUUGUUGCUCUUAUUCAGCAAAGCCUGUGGAAGUUGGGGUUUGUUGGUUCUCUUUCAGUGUAUAGGAAAUCAGAAUGACCUCAUUAAGCACUGAAUGUCGUUACUGUUGAUUGGAAUUGUCAGUGCUUUUUUACUACAACUAAUACACCUUGAACGUUACUCUCGUUUGUCUGUGCCUUUCGUAACUCUUAGCUAUUUCAUAUUUAAAACUUUCCAAGUGGAAAACACAUUUCUAGUCCAGUUUAUUGGUUCUUUUGACUUAGUUACUCAUGCAGAAUAACUAUCAAUUUUCCCCUCAAAAGCCUUUUGUCUCUCUGGAAGACAAUGCAGCUGGUGGUAAUAUAUUCGAUAUUCCUGCUCCAUCAGUCUUUGGUACAAUGGCACUCCCUACUGGUUUCAAAUCUUCUGUGCCCUUUCAUGGUUUCGAAUUUCAGUCCUCUGAGGCAUGUCCAAAGAAUUUCAUCAUCUUUGAUCAGACUGAUUACCGAAGCCAGAUCAUGUACCACCCUGCCAUGGCCUCCAAGUUCCCAUAUCCUGAUUUGAAUUAUAAUUCAACCUGCUUCCAAAACGGCAUGGAGAGAAAAAUUGUUAACAAUGAGAAUACAGAAGUUUCUUCAUAUUUGAAGGAAGAUUCAGAUGAUAUAAAUGCAUUGCUCAGCUUGGAAGAGGAAGAACACGAGGAAUAUGAUGAAGAAGAGGUGAGCACUGCACGCACCGAUGCAAACUAUGGAUGCAGUUCCCCUGAAUCAUACUCAAACUAUGAUUGUCAAUCCAAAAAGAGCAGAACCUCUUCUUUCAGGAAAUCCUCUGGCAGUAGUACUAGCAAUUGCAGUGAGAGAAAACGCCGGAAACUUAAGAAGAUGGUCAAGGUAUUAAAGGGAAUCAUCCCUGGUGCUAGCAGGAUGAAUACUGUCACCGUUCUUGAUGAAGCUGUCAGAUACCUCAAGUCACUUAAGAUGGAAGUGCAGAAGCUUGGAGUCGAUAAUCUGAAGACAUAUGCUUGAUUUCCUUUGUGGUAUGGGUAACUUUGCUUCCUUUAUCACCAUCUCAGUCGAAGUGAUUAUGAACCGUAGUCAUAUCUUUUGCAUAUGUGAAGAACUUCUUACACCGUAUUGCUGAGUUGCUGCUCUGGAGGGGGUAACGUAACGUAGAAUAUGGUCCUUUGUUCGGCGAUAGGACAAUAAGUCUGCUGUAGCUAGCUAGCUGCUAUAUCUAAUUUCUCAUCCUAGCAUAUAAUAUGUUUCCACUAGUUGCCAACUCUAUUAAGGUAUUUGAAUAAUUUCUCCAAUAUGUGAAACUUUCACCUAUUGGAGCUGCUAUUUGUUAUUGUUGUUCUAUGACUUUGAUGAUUUGUUUAAUGGAUAAUGGGUUGAUGAUUACACUUUA